This is a messenger RNA of Durio zibethinus, 3687 nucleotides long. RefSeq names its product transcription initiation factor TFIID subunit 4b-like. NCBI's taxonomy places the organism in Eukaryota, Viridiplantae, Streptophyta, Magnoliopsida, Malvales, Malvaceae. Gene Ontology annotation, biological process: transcription initiation at RNA polymerase II promoter. Gene Ontology annotation, cellular component: transcription factor TFIID complex. The record is from RefSeq and is a predicted model, not a curated record. Gene Ontology annotation, molecular function: protein heterodimerization activity; DNA binding; RNA polymerase II general transcription initiation factor activity.
CUCUCCCUUUGUGAAAAUUUCCCUUUUUUUUUUUGUAAUUUUUAUCUUCAAUUACUGUCCAUAUUAUAUUAUCCGGUAAGCUGAAGGAUUCCCACUCAUCAGCCGGUUAGGCGGAGGCAGAGGCAGGGGCAGCGACAGCCGGUUGCGGGAAAAGCUUGUGAUGGACCCUUCCAUAGUAAAGCUCCUUGAAGAAGACGAGGACGAGUCUAUGCAUUCUAGAGCCGAUGUUGAGGCUUUCCAGGCCGCGCUGAAUCGAGAUAUUGAAGGCGAUGCGUCUGCUUCCCAGCAGUCUGAUUCAAGUACUGCAGUUUUGUCUCAAGGAAGCGAUCCAUCUACCAGUCAGUCACUUGCACAAUGGCCGACCACGGGGCAAGAUGGAAACACCAACUUUCAAAAUCAACAAGCUCUUCAAAGUGCACAGCAACAACAGCAGGCUUCAUCUGAAACGAAGCAAAAGCAACAGGGAGCUGUUGUGACGGAGAGUCAGCAACAUGUACAACAGCCAAAUGAUGUUCCGCAAGAAUUUAACCGUCUACCACCUCAACAAAAACAAGCCCAAGAUGAUCGUCAACAAGGAGUAGCUGAACAAGUUUCUGCCCAGGUUCCUCAGACGACUGGGAUUCAGACUACUGAAAAAAGUCCUUUACCACAUGAACCAGAGAGAAGCAAUAAUCAAGAGAGUGAAUCACAAUAUGUGAAAUUACAGAAGAUGAGUAAUCAACAGUCCAGUGGGACAGAGCAGCCAAAUAGUCCUAUGAAUCGAGGAAAACAAGUUCCAUUUGCUGUGUUGUUGCCUACCUUACUGCCCCAACUUGAUAAAGACAGAGCCAUGCAGCUUCAUACUCUGUAUGGUAAACUAAAGAAAAAUGAAAUUGCAAAAGAUGGAUUUGUCAGGCACAUGAGAGAUAUUGUAGGAGAUCAGAUGCUGAGGUUGGCAGUUAAUAAGUUACAAAUGCAGAUGAGUUCCAACCAAUUCCCUGCAGCACGGCUGAAUGCUCCACGGAUGCCAUCUGUUGGUAGUGCCACACAGUUUGCUGGUCCACAUUCAUUAGCUCAGCUGCACCAAAAAGGCCCUAAUUCUCCUGCCAACUCAUCUCAUGCCCCCUCUCCAGCAGUCCCCACGCAGACUAAUUCAAGUUAUUUAUCUAUUGAAAACAAGGCUCAAAAAUCUCAAGAGAUGGAUCGCCAAUCAGAUUCUCGCUUUGGAGUGCUAGGAAGCCAAAUUUCUUCCUCCAGUUCAACCACUGUGAAUCAAGAAAGAGAUCGCUCUUCAAUUCCUGUACAAGGAAUUAACAAGCAGCAGCAACAACAUUUGAAUUUCCCACAAACUUCUCUUGCCAUGUACGGGAGUAAUAAUUAUCACCCAUAUUCUGGGUCAAAUGUUAAUAAUUCAGUUUCCUCUCUAAAGCCGCAACCUCAUGAUUCAAAAAUUAGGCAAAUUGCACAUCAUCAAAGCAUGGGAUCAAAUCCUGUAGGAGGACCAACCCAGGCAAUGAACAUGAUGAGUGGGCCUAAACUUGAGAGGCAAAACUCUACUAAUGAUCCAAAUAGAUUGCAGGGUUCAUCUCUUCCUCACUUUUCUAGCAGUUCAGUUCCUUGGCAAGCCUCAUCAAGUAAGGAGCUGAAUCCUGGCCCUUUGUCAUCAGUGACAUAUGUGAAACAGGAAUCUGUUGAUCAAGGCGCUGAUCAGCACAGACCUCUCUUGCCUGCAACCCAAGGGUUGUCUACUGCACUAGCUGAACAGGGAAAUGCAGUUAUAACUACUCCAAAGGACGAGUCUUUAGAGAAGCAGUCUUCUAGAAUUGGCUACACCACGCCUUCCAUCACAACUCAAACGGAUUCUAAUGUCCUGUUGGGCUCUCGGAAUCCAUCUGUGCCCACUCCAGUUGGUGUCAAUGCAAGAACCCCUCAGAAAAAGCCUUCUGUUGGCCAGAAGAAACCACUUGAAGCUCCUGGUUCAUCACCACCUCUGUCAAGUAAGAAGCAAAAAAUGUCUGGAGCCUUUUCAGAUCAGAGCAUUGAACAACUAAAUGAUGUCACUGCUGUCAGCGGAGUCAAUCUCCGGGAAGAGGAGGAGCAACUACUUUCUGGCCCCAAGGAUGAGAGUCGAGUUUCAGAAGCAUCUAGAAGGGUUGUGCAAGAAGAAGAAGAAAGACUUAUUUUGCAGAAAACCCCUUUGCAGAAGAAACUGGCUGAAAUUAUGGCCAAAAGUGGUUUGAAGAAUAUAAGCAAUGAUGUUGAGCGAUGCUUGUCCCUGUGUGUGGAGGAAAGAAUGUGUGGGCUCAUAUGCAAUUUAAUCAGACUGUCGAAACAGCGUGUUGAUGGUGAGAAGCCUAGGCACCGGACUAUUAUCACCUCGGAUGUUCGGCAGCAAAUUAUGAGGAUGAACCGGAAUGCUAGGGAAGAAUGGGAGAAAAAGCAGGCUGAGGCAGAGAAGCUCAGAAAACUUAAUGAACCUGAGGCUGAGACUGCAGUUGAUGGUGACAAGGAGAAAGAUGACAGUCGAGUAAAAGUCGUAAAGGUAAACAAGGAGGACGAUGACAAGAUGAGGACCACUGCUGCAAAUGUUGCUGCACGUGCUGCUGUUGGAGGGGAUGACAUGAUGUCAAAAUGGCAACUUAUGGCUGAGCAAGCCCGCCAAAAACGUGAGGGGGGAAUGGAGGCAGCGACUGGUUCUCAUGCAGGUAAAGAUGUGAACCGCAGGCCUCUAUCUGCAUGUGGAAAAAAUACAAAGGACAAUCAAGAAUCAGAAAAAAGGGGCCUGCUCGGUCCUCUUGCAUCUGGGGCAAGUAGGAAAUUUGGCCGGAACCAAGGUGUCACACCUCAUACUAAAGUGGCUCGUACUAUUUCUGUUAAGGAUGUGAUUGCAGUUCUGGAAAGGGAGCCUCAAAUGUCUAAGUCUACACUUAUUUAUCGCUUGUAUGAAAAAACCCGCUCCGAGCCUACAGCUGAGUGGUCAUGAUGCACCUUUAUACUAUAGUGUCCAUGUUUUCCAUUAGAUAUCUGAUUAUAGAUAAUGGAAUUUGAGAUGUCUAUGACUGUACCUUUAGGAUAAUGGCGGGGAAUUUUAUAAAACAGCUGGAUCAUUGGAAUUUACAGGAUUUUAGAUGCAGUAUUAACCUAAUCUUACUACAUUAACCGGGCUUCAGAACCAUAGGGAGCAGCUGGAUGAUUUCAUGUUUGUUCUUUGGUAAUUGUUAUAUUCUGAAAUUGUUUGUUAAUAAAUAAUGUUUUAAAGGUUGUGCUCUUCUCUUACUAUAAAGAAAUAAGAGAGAAAAGGUAAUUACAGUACUUCAGCUCUCAUUUAUUGAUAUCUUUAAUUUCUGUCUCUGACUGGUUUACUGCUGGUAUGAAAGAAUGUUCAUCUUUGGUUUAGUGCAUUGAAUUAAAAUGGGAAAUCUUCAGUAUCAUCUGUUGUUCCUGAAGGGAAUAUUGACUUAGAUUUAGGAUGGCAACUGGGCAUGUACGAUUAUUUGGAAGCUUUUGAACUGGUUUUGUGAAACCUGCAUAUCAGACUCUCAUACUAGAAUUUUUCUCAAGGGAAUUAGGAGUUUAUGAUUUUGAGUCAUUUAGAAAAAGAAAAUAGGUUUAUAGAAGAGUUAAGGCUCCAAGCCUGGAAUUAAUGGAGAUUGAAAGACAAGAAUCAAGAUGAUGCAGAAGCCUGACACAGCCUGUGAAAUAAUAGGA